Molecule: messenger RNA, 1858 nt
Organism: Oenanthe melanoleuca
Lineage: Eukaryota; Metazoa; Chordata; Aves; Passeriformes; Muscicapidae
Product: la-related protein 6-like
Exons: 3
Coding region: 282-1523 (413 amino acids)
Biological process (GO): RNA processing
Cellular component (GO): nucleus
Molecular function (GO): mRNA binding
Source: RefSeq, a predicted model, not a curated record
UCUUUUUUUUUUUUUUUUUUUUUUUUUUUUUGCCUUUGUGUUUUGGGAGCCUUAGUUUGGAACUGAGGGGAAUUUGGGAGUUGCUACCUCGGGGUGUCUGGGAUGUACUGCUAGAAGUUAGAAUUUCCACCCUUCAGUGCUACCAAGCAGGUAAGGACACAACAAUUACCCUCUUUCAGUGCCCCUGGGCUGGGUUUGGGGGCUGCAGCCAGAGCAGGGCUGUGUCCCAGGGCUGGUGUGGUCAGGAUGUCCCAGCAAUGUCCUUUCCCAGGUGAAGGACAAUGUCUUCCUACGACUCUGGAGUGGCCUUGGGGCUCGACUCCCAGCCCGGCUGCAGCACUCCAGUGCCCGUCCCAAGGAAUUCCUUCCUGGCACGGCCUUUCCCUUCCCAGUGGAGCUGCUCCCUCACCCUGCUCGGCCGGGAGGACAUCGUGGAGAGCUACACUGGGGACUCCUGCGAGCUGGGGGUGGCUCUGCUGGACUGCAGCUGCUCGGCCCCGGACCCGCAGCUGGUGCGCAGGAUCGUGGCCCAGGUGGAGUUCUACCUGUCGGACGAGAACCUGGCCAAGGACGCCUUCCUCCUCAAACACGUGCAGAAGAACAAGAUGGGCUUUGUCAGCAUCAAGCUGCUGACGUCCUUCAAGAAGGUGAAAUACCUGACCCGGGACUGGCGCCUCACCCUCUACGCCCUCAAGUUCUCGGCGCUGCUGGAGGUGAACAAGGAGGGCACCAAAGUGAGGCGGCGGCUCCCCAUCCCCGAGUACCUGCUGAGCGUCCCCCCCAGCAAACUGCUGCUGGCCUGGGAGCUGCAGCCGCGGGAGCAGGACCUGCCUGUGCAGAAAAACUUCCUGGAGACCAUCACGAGGAUGUUCAGCCCCUUCGGCGCCAUCGCCUCCAUCCGCCUGCUGCGGCCGGGCCGCAAGCUGCCCUCGGACGUGCGCAAGUUCUGCUCGCGGUUCCCCGAGCUGCUGAGCCGCUGCUGUGCCCUGGUGGAGUACGAGAGCCUGGAGAGCGCCCGCAGAGCCUUCGAGAGCCUCGGGCAGCGCGACUGGCACAGCAUCAGGGUGGUGCGGCUCUGCGGGAAAGGGGGCAAGAAGAAACCCGGGGAGGAGCGGCCGGGGUGGAAGGAGGCUCUGCCCUUCCCCUGCAGCCUCGAGGAUUCCCUGCCCAGCAGCUCUCCGCAGCGCGAUGAUGCCUCAGGCUCGCUGUCCCUCCUUCUGAACCAGGAUCUGAUGGCACCCGCCUGGCCUGGCGGCGACUUCACGGCUGGGAAUUCCAGCGCUCUCCCCAGCAAAGGCUUCUCCCCGCUCGGGGCGGGCGCCGAGAGCCGCCGGGCGAGCGCCGCGGGCUCCUGGAGCCCCUGGGCCAGCGGCCUCUGUGCUCCCAGCGCUGCCCUGGCCGCAGCGUGGGGCUCCGAGCCCCUGGGGCUGUGGGACGGGGUCCUGCGCCUGCCCCGCAGCCCCCAGGGCACCGCGGGCUUCGGCAGCAGCUUGGCCAGGGGGGAGCUCGCCCUCCGCCGCUGAAACUCCUUCCAAUUCACCGUUAGGGUUCGUUGUUUUGUUUCUCUUCCCUUCUCUCGAGCAGAAGAAUUUUCUGUGGCCCUGCGAGCUGUGGGCAGUGGCAGUGCAGCUGAUCCAGGGGACAGAAGUUUUGGGGCAGGGACGAUGCUCGAGGCAGAGGCUGAGCAGCAGCAGGAGCUGUGCCAUGCUGUGCUCAUGCCAGUGGGACUGUGCUUGCUCAGGGCCCAGAGCUGGGUUUGGGGUCCAGAUUUUGGAUGAGAAAUGGACAAUAAAGAGAGAUGAAGUUUCCAGGCACUCUCUGGUUGUUGCUGUGAUUUUUUUUUUUUUUUUUUUUUUUU